Molecule: messenger RNA, 5134 nt
Organism: Homalodisca vitripennis (glassy-winged sharpshooter)
Lineage: Eukaryota; Metazoa; Arthropoda; Insecta; Hemiptera; Cicadellidae
Gene: Pgant2
Product: polypeptide N-acetylgalactosaminyltransferase 2
Exons: 12
Coding region: 1-1722 (573 amino acids)
Cellular component (GO): Golgi apparatus
Source: RefSeq, a predicted model, not a curated record
AUGACCUCUCGGAAGAAGUGGAAGCCAGCUUUGAACCAGCUUCUCCAGUCGAAGCAGCCGGAGGAGACCCGAGCUCUGCACCUCGAGGACGGGCUAGCGGUGGUGGAACCCUCAGAAGGGUUCCAGGAUCCGGAGGAGAACCGAGCUCUGCGGCUGAAGGACGGACUGGCGGCGGUAGAACCCUCGGAAGGGUUCCAGGACACGUCUCCGGCUACGAGUUCGCAACCAGUCGGCAUCGCCUGGAACUACUUCGACGAGCGAGGCUACGUCGCGGGCGGCGGCCUACGCCUGGGUGAGGAUCCUUACAACCGCAACAAGUUCAACCAGGCGGCCUCGGACCGGUUAGCCAGCAACAGGGACAUCCCUGACACCAGGAAUCCUGUGUGCCGGAAGAAGACGUACCGAGAAGACCUUCCAGCCACGAGCGUCAUCAUCACCUUCCACAACGAGGCCAGGUCCACACUGCUCCGCACAGUCGUCAGUGUUCUCAAUCGAAGCCCAGAGCACCUUUUGAAGGAGAUCAUCCUGGUUGACGACUUCAGUGACCACGCCUCUGAUGGGGAGGAGCUGGCCAAGAUCCAGAAAGUCAGAGUCAUUAGGAACGAGAAGCGGGAAGGACUGAUGAGGUCGCGAGUAAAGGGUGCUGACGCAGCGACUGCCGAGGUCCUCACGUUCCUGGAUUCCCAUGUGGAAUGCAACAAGGACUGGCUGGAGCCUCUCCUGGAGCGGGUCGCCGAGGACCCAACCCGGGUGGUCUGCCCCAUCAUCGAUGUGAUCUCCAUGGAUACCUUCCACUACAUCGGGGCAUCCCCGGACCUGCGUGGCGGCUUCGACUGGAACCUGGUGUUCAAGUGGGAGUACCUGACGGCCGACCAGCGUACCCGCCGUGCCAAAGACCCCUCCAUGCCUAUCAGAACGCCAAUGAUUGCUGGGGGAUUGUUCACCAUCAACAAACAAUAUUUCGAGAAGUUAGGGAAAUAUGAUAUGAAAAUGGAUGUGUGGGGAGGAGAAAACCUUGAGAUCUCGUUCCGCGUGUGGCAGUGUGGGGGCAGUCUGGAGAUUAUCCCUUGCAGCAGGGUGGGCCACGUGUUCCGCAAACGCCAUCCCUACACGUUCCCUGGCGGCAGCGGUAACGUGUUCGCCCGCAACACGCGGCGAGCUGCUGAGGUCUGGAUGGACGACUACAAGAAGUACUACUACGCGGCUGUGCCUUUAGCCAAAAACAUUCCUUUUGGAGAUAUCAGCGAUCGACUGACUCUCCGCUCGAAACUCCAAUGUCAGCCGUUCCGUUGGUACCUAGAGAACGUCUACCCCGAGCUGAAGGUUCCCUCCAUGGCAGACCUGGCCCUGGGGUCGCUCCAGCAAGGACCCUGGUGUCUGGAUACGAUGGGCCACGUGGCUGGCGGAACUGUGGGCCUCUACCCUUGCCACCACACCGGGGGAAACCAGGAGUGGACUCUCACAGAGGCCGGGCUGCUGAAACAUGGAGAGAUGUGCCUCACAUUGACCUCUACGGACCCGGGCUCCACAGUAGUCAUGAAGUCGUGUAACAACGGAAUCGAACAGAUGUGGGUACAAGUAUCCAAGAACGGGUUGCUGAAACACGCUCGGCUCACUCUCUGUUUGGACUCAGUCAACAGUAGAACGCUCGGGCUCACCGUGGAAAAGUGCAACUCCAAGUCCUCAACUCAACAGUGGCAAUACGUCGUCACCACUCUAUGAUAAGCAGCGGUAUAACUUCGGUGCUAAACAUCAACCUUGGGGUAGUCCCAAGUUGUCCCGCCAGAUUGACGUCAUUGGCUUAGAACUUGACAAAAAUGGGAUAAAAAGAGCUGUUGCGGAAAAAGGCUUACUUUUUCACUAUAUUUAGGGGAUGUAGUUACUUUAAGACUUUGGUUUGUAAAAUUUUGCAAGUUCGAUUUCAUCGAACCAAUUUACUUGAGCAUAACCCCACAGAAAGAAUUCCCACUGGGUUCACUCUGGUCUGCGAAGCUUCCAAAGCACGAGUGUCACAGUGGUCGGUUGCACGAUCAAUGCAACAUCAUUGUUGCGUCAACAUCAUUGUUGCAUCAACACCAUUGUUGCAUCAACAUCAUAGCUGCAUCAACAUAAUUGUUGCAUCAACAUCAUUGUUGCAUCAACAACUUCUAUCGAACUGUUCAAUAAGGUUCUAUCCAUGCCAGUGGCAUGCAUUAAGGUUCACUUUACAGAUCUUAAGAUUAUUAUGGGAAAAAACUUUAAAAUAUGUUCUAAACUCGCUUCGAAUUGCAACCGUGACUUCUCGGUUAGAGAGCCACAGCCUUAACUCUAUGUUUCGGCGAAGAUCCGAUAAUUUUAUCUCUUAGGCGGAGAUCCAUCUUGAACUAAUGUGUAGUCAUUAAUGUAUUCAACUAGUUGAGGGAUAAGCCUUUGCCCAAGUAGUAUGUGCCGUUGACCGUAGCUUUCUCGAUUAGGUAAGGUAUAUAUUUUUCAUUGGCAUCGCACAAAAUACGUCUAUGUCUCUUUUUAACAUAUUGCUAUCUUUUUUGAAAACCUUUCCGAUGAUAUGAAACACUGAUUUGUCACCACAAAUCAAUCAUUGAAUCUAUCUCCAACCCCACAAUCUUCUUACUAUAGUCACUAUAGCAUUUCAGUAUAGCCUUCCAGAGAUUAUUUUAUUAUUUUUAAAGCGUUUUUCAAUGUUUUUGCCGAUCAUAAAUACCCGUGGUCCUAUACCAAUUUUUCUAAUAAACAAAAGUAAAGUCAUCCAGAAACAGAUUUUCAACAGUAAACAACUGUUGAAGUAAAACUUUUAUUGUAUUAGCUCAUUAAUACCAACUCGAGACUGGUAUAAAUGAUACAGUUCCAAUUGGCCUAUAUUGAGUUAUAAAUUGUAUUUUUUCGAAUGAAGAUAUUAUUGAUCUAUCUAUAGAUUUUACCAUUUUAUUCACUACUGUUCCGAGUUAAAAUUCAUUUUUAUUCCAAACAAUAGUUAUUGCCUCAAGUUUUUUUUAAAUAAUCGUGUUAAUACUUAUUCUAGAAAGCAAAUUAACACACUUAUCACAAGUCCCUGCUUGAUUUACAAGUACGUGAUUUGUGCCCAAAGAUAUGAGGAGAUAACAAGUAAAGCCAGUGACGUCAUCCUGAACGUAAGGAACACCAAUACGGGUCACUAGUCAUAGUGCGUAGUUACCCCGGGAGUCUGGUGGUGGGGGGACUUGACUUUCAGCUUGUUCGGACAGCGGUCACACGUUCUCCACAGUAAAGAGACGUUAGGAAAUUAUUUUAUAGAAAGUAUUAUAAAUGUAUGUACCUCAUAUAAAGUGCCUUUUGCAAUUUGUUUCCUCUGUGAACUCGACAUUUCUGAACAACACGGAACUUAAUUUUGCAUGGAAUUCCGUUUAAGUUGGAUCAUUAAAUACGCUUGUACGUUGAAGAAAAUUAUUGUAAAUAAAACCUUGAGCAUGUUACCGAGUUAAAUACAGCUUUUCCUCCUUGAGUAACCUAGAAAACCUCUACUGUACUGUAUUUAAAUUUUCUUUGCUCUCGACGAAUAGCAACAGAAUUAUCCGCCAGUUCUGAGAUUCAAGUCCCAACCACCGCCAGUUCUACCAACUAUCCAAAUAACAUCACUGAGGAAUAUUUUGUAGUUUUAACUCAUUAAUUUAAGUCUCCUUAUAAUUUCUUUUUACCAUUCCAGAACGUCUUCUCGCAAAACGCCCUCAAGCGUUCAUUUCCUUCAUCUUGUGGUUCCUUUUUAUUUUAUACCUAGUCUUCCACUUUAGCUUCCAAUUUAAUUUUUCUCUAAUGUUGUAACUAGUUUACCAGUAUUACUGUUUUAGAGUCAAUUUUGAGUCACACAUAAAACAACGUGGUUCGUUUUAUGUUCAGUUGUUAUUGCUACUAAUCUUGCCUGUUUUGCCGCAUAAGAGACUCUAAUUUUGCGAACACUAUUGCAUGUAUCGACAAUAAAUCUUGUUUAACAGGAAGGUUUUGCGAUUUUCUUGUUUAAAGAAAUAGAUUUUUGUCACGUUUUUGUUUAAAAAAAAAGUAACUUUACAAAGUCUAUUCAUUAUAACAACACGUUAUUAGUUAUUCUAAAGUUAUUAUUAUGCUGUAAAUCUAUUGAUCAUCCCUUUGGGUGAUUGACAAUUUUAAGGUUAGUUCCUAAGGGGUAAUAUUGAUAUUUGUUAUUGAUUGUGUUAUUAAAAGGUGAUUAUACUCUAUUCCUUUUCAUUGUAAUAAAGACCGAGUGAUAGUGUAAAUAGUAAAGCAUUUGUAUGUUAUACCAUUUCUUGCGUUUUAUAUAAAAUGUACAGUGUAAAUUGCUGUUGUAUAGGUAUGUUGUUAUUUAGUGUAGGAAGGUGCUGUUUUUAAUAUGUAUAGAAUACUUUUUUAAUUGUUGUAUAUAUUUAUCAUUUAUUUAAAUUACAUAGGUAGUUUGUAACUGGACCGUGUUUUAAUAAAAUAUCUGUUUGGUCGAGAAUAGGUUUUAAUUAUUUCUAUUAUUCUAUAGAUUGUUAUCGUGUAUCAUUGUAUCCUUAAAAGUCAAUUCUAUUCUAAUUUAAAUGGUUGGUGCACAUUUCUCUUUUGAACCUUUUUAUUUAAAUAUGUUUAAUUUACAUGCAAAACAACUAUUUCAGUAUUUUUACAAGUAAGAUUGUAUUCUUUCAUGAGUUGAGGAAGGUAACCCUUGUUAUCCACUCCUAAGCAAAGUUUGACUUAGGUUAGAAAUAUUUUACGAAAGUAACCUUAAACUACAUAAGCUGCAAAUGGACAUGUGGUGGAUAGCACAUACAGUUUUAGUUACAUAGAAUAUUUUUAUUGAAAAUUUGUAUUUGUUGAAAUGUAUUGGAACAGAAUGAAGCUCACCUAUCUGAACUUUAUCAACUAAAUGUUGUUUUUAUUAAUUAAAUUUUUUGCUCAAAUAUUUGACGGAAUUGUUUUACUUCUAUGGAUUCUGUAUAUUGGAUUUAUCUUGCGCACAAUACGUAAAUGUAAAUAAAACAUUUAUAUUAGUUUAAAAAAUUCAACUAACAAUUUGUGUCAAUACAAGCUCAAGGCGUGAGAAGGCAACAUAGGGUGGGGAUCGACCGAACCAAGGGUAGAACAUGUUUAUCUACGGUUAAUAAAUGGUCAGUUUUAUAUAAACAUA